CAGGCGGAACGGCGCGGCGAGGAGGAGAGGUGGCUGCGCAGUUUAUCAGGACUAAGACUUAGUCCACUAACGGACAAAAGCCUUACCUUUUCACGCUAUGACGACUUCAUGGGGUCAUCCAAAAAUGCGAUAAGCGAAUCUGUUGACACGGAGGACAGUUAUAACAUGAUGGCUUCUUUCCAGCGUUCUAACAGCCACGACAAAGUCAGGAAAAUAGUGGCCGAGGAGGGUCGAACUGCGCGGAAUUUGAUCGCGUGGAGCGUGCCCCUGGAGAGCAAAGAGGAGGAUGGGAAGCCUAAAUGGCAAAUCGGAGGGAAAUCCAAGAGAAUAACCCAGGGAGCUCACAAAACAACUAAGCAGAACACUACAUCAGCCGCCGGCGAGAAGAACUUUGACAAAAGCCCCACCAAAACCAGGCAGCCCCGGAAAGUCGACCUGAGGGCGCGUUACUGGGCUUUCCUUUUUGACAACCUGCGGCGCGCGGUCGACGAAAUCUACGUCACCUGCGAAUCAGAUCAGAGCGUGGUCGAAUGCAAGGAGGUGCUGAUGAUGCUAGACAACUACGUCAGGGAUUUCAAGGCGCUGAUUGAUUGGAUACAGCUACAGGAAAAGCUUGAGAAGACGGAUGCCCAAAGCAGACCGACUUCCCUGGCCUGGGAAGUAAAGAAGAUGUCUCCGGGACGCCACGUAAUUCCAAGCCCGUCCACAGACCGAAUAAACGUAACGUCCAAUGCUCGCAGGAGUCUAAAUUUUGGGGCUCCUUCUGCAGCGGUGACUUCGAAUCGUCUGGCUCCAUCGGGUGUCAGCUGGGCCGACAAAGUGAAGGCGAACCACACGGCGGCGGCCCCCGCGAGACAGCGACGCGUGGCGCCCCCCCCCGCCUCAGAGACAGCAGCGAGGCAAACAUCUGUGCCCACCCCAGUGCCAAAGCCUUCGCGGAGACACGAACGAAAGGAUGCCGAAGGUUGGGAAACGGUCCAGCGCGGGAGGCCGGUGAGAUCCAAAUCCUCCACUCUGGCAGUGAAAACAGUUUCGUCCACGGAACUGUCCAAGUUGCAAGAUGACAGCAACAAAGAGAACGUCAUCCUCCGGCUGGCGCAGAAGAAGCAGCAGGGUCCGUUGACUGAAGACGCCGUAUCUAAAAACGUAGACCCCAUCCUGAAAGAGUCUGGCUCCUUGUAUGAGCACCCUCUUGCAGAAAGGACUCAAUUCACAGGCCGUGUACUAGAGGACAUCAAGAUCUCUGACAACAAAGGCUCACAAGAGGGUUCUCUGCAGUCAUCAUCUGACGUGCCUGUGGUUCUCAUUGACACCGAACACGUUGCGAAAAAUCCACAAGCGGACACAAUCAUCUCUGCCACUUCCCGUAGUGACGAGGAGACUCAAACAGAAAGAAACAAGAUGGAGAACGAAAUGGACCCCGCUGAUAUUUCCAACUCGAUGGCAGAGGUUCUCGCGAAGAAGGAGGAAUUAGCCGAUCGCCUGGAGAAGGCCAAUGAAGAAGCCAUUGCCAGCGCCAUUGCUGAGGAAGAGCAGCUGACCAGAGAGAUCGAAGCUGAGGAGAACAACGACAUUGAAACAGACAAUGACAGCGACUUCUCUGCCAGCAUGGGCAGUGGAACCAUAUCUUUCUGUGGCAUUUCCAUGGACUGGAAUGACGUCCUAGCAGAUUAUGAAGCUCGUGAAUCAUGGCGUCAGAAUAACUCUUGGGGUGACAUAGUGGAAGAAGAACCGGCUCGUCCGCCUGGCCACGGGAUACACAUGCAUGAGAAACUCUCCUCGCCUUCUCGCAAGAGGUCUUCCAUUUUUGAAU
This is a messenger RNA of Gekko japonicus, 1813 nucleotides long. RefSeq names its product S phase cyclin A-associated protein in the endoplasmic reticulum-like. NCBI's taxonomy places the organism in Eukaryota, Metazoa, Chordata, Lepidosauria, Squamata, Gekkonidae. The transcript is spliced from 14 exons. The annotation marks the transcript as partial. The record is from RefSeq and is a predicted model, not a curated record.